AUAUCCUUAUGCAUCGCGUAGAGCUGUCAGUGAUAUGCUCAUUGCUGUUUUGUGGUCAGAAUGGGAGGAACAGAUUUAGAAACGAAACAUUAUUCCGUUAACCCAUUCGUAGAGUUAGAAUAGCGGUGUUUUCAGUCAGCUGAAUUUUUCGGUUGGUAAGCGUUCAGCGAUGUCGAUUGUUCUGCUGGCGCCCUGAACACGUUUCCAUGGAACUUACGAGAACCACUGAUCUUGUACCUGACCCGUGCACCCUGUCAGUCACUUAUAAAAGACGCUGCGAAACAUACGAAAAUGCUUCCAUCGAUAACAAAUGGACAAUUCAGAAUUGGUUCAAGUCCCAUUCACAGUUUAAAUGGUGUUCAUGGAAUUAGAAUUUUAAACAACUCAAAGGCAAAGGACGAAGAAAGAAACUGUCCGAGUUUACCGCUCAUUUCCGAGGGUUCCUUUACCUCGCUCGUCAGCAGGAGAUCGGGGAAAACUUCUCCAAAUGGUAAAGGAUCAGAAAAAGGCAAUGACCAGGCAAGUGAAUUAGUUUUUACUAAAGAAAAAUCGCGCACAACACUUAUCUCUAAGUAAUCCAUUUCCUGCAUGCUUAGUUUGUUUAAGAGAUGAAUACGCUCUUUGUUGAUAUUUCAUGAAGGCAUGCCGUGUUUAUUUUGAAACUAAUUAUAAAUAUUUGGAAAGUGGAAUUUCUGUAUGGAUAAACUUAAGCUAACGAAAGGAGAUAUUAUGGAAUUGUCUCAAUCUAAUCUGUCAUUCCUAAUUUCAAGGUGAUGUAGGUAGGCUGAUUUCAAUAGAUCGAAUUAUUUUGAUUUGGCGUGACGCGAAUUUGUGAUUUGUUUGUGUUAAGGUAACAGAAUAUUUGAUCAUAAGUUUAAUUACUUUCGGAGAGGUGUCCAUACUGUCCGAUUUCAGACGCCGUGGAAAUAAAUUUCUUCAUGCCCAUGCUGUAGUUCAUGAAAUGAAGAAAUUCUAAACCGAGAGCGAAUCUUGUUAGGAAAAUUGCAGUCAUGUAGAAAAUUCAUGUUGAGAGCGUCUUGCUUGCAUUAGCAAAUCUGGAUACUUGGGCAGAAAAUAUGAUCUUUUCAACAGAUUGAGUCUAACAAAUGUAAAAAACAGUAUUAUAAGGCAGACAUUACCUUUGAAGCAGAAGUUGUAUCCGCUUAAAUAAGAGAUGGGGUUUUUAGGGUGUAAGGUUGUUGGGUGUGCUGGCAUUUAUACCGCGAAGUCACCAAAUGUGUGAGCCUACAGUGUAGUUUACUAACAGAAGCUGGUGUACUUGGCCAAGAGGACUAUCAUGGCAUCAUUAAUUGAGAAACCAAGCUGACAUAAGAGUAGAAAAGUUCACAUUUGUGGAAAAACACAACAAUCAACUCUUUGUUAACCCUCUCACUCCCAAAAUCUGAUUGUGAAUUCUCCCAUCUAGCUGCAUUACCUUGUAAAUUGGUUACAAGAAUUUGGUGAUCAAUCAGGGUAAUGAAUUCUACCUGAUAAGUUUGAGUAUUCUCAUUACCUGUUUGCUGGAUAAUGUGUAGAUUUUAUAGGGAGAAGUUAUGUGUUAAUCACCUCCAGGUCAGUUGAAGGGUCAACUAAUAUUACUGCCCUUAGUGCAGGAAAAAGUUUUCAUGAUGGUUACUUAAAAGGAAAUAAAGUUAGUGCAAAAAGCAAAAAACUUUUUUACAUUAUAUCUGGCAAUUAUUGCUAUUACUUUGUAUCUGCAUUAAUUUGCUUCACAUUUGGAAAAACAAUCACACAAUGAUGAAACUUUGCAAUUGAAUGUCCAUCGAGUCAGCUUGUUUAAAUGUCAGUAUGCCAGCAUUUUAAAAAUUAUGAAUAAAUCUUGCAUGAAAGAACACUGUUGGUGUUGGAGGAAUGAGCUUAACUCUAGGUACUCAUUUCAAAAUGGAGAUUUAGGUUGUUGUUGGAAUUUUAGGUGAGAUAGAUAUUAAGACAGUUAUGAUGAUAUCUGUUACUGCUUUGGUUAAGUUCAACAUAAUUAAUAAUUGAAUAUCUUUUCUUUCUGAAAAGGGACUCGGUUCUAAUGGAGGAAUUGAAAGGUCAGUCUGGAACAAGUAACCGUUAGGUAUCUUUGAAUAUCACUGGUCAUUACCUUUGGAAUGACAGCAUCAUUGAUAAUUUGGCUUAUAAUGUUGUAAGUCACCAAAAAGCAUUCACUUUGUUUCAAAGCAGGCAUAGUUUUGUGGGUAUACUGUGAAAUGUGUCAAUCCAUGCUGAAUAACAAUAACUUUCUUCAGAAUACAGCCUCUAUCCUGGAAACAAACUUUGUGAUUUUGCAAAUUCUUGGCUGUUCUCAAAUAAGUGUCCUUUGUCCACAUUAUAAUGCCACCUUACAAGUAUGACUUAAGCACAACUUUUGAAAGAAAGUUGCUUGAGCUUUUACUUGUUCUUAAGGUAUGGUACAAAGGUGUAACAAUUUUACUUUUAGUUUAUUUGAUAUUCUUUAAAUAGAUCCUUUUCUUUUUAAUAGUGGAUCGAGUGAGUUGAAAAUGAAACAGUUGCAGCUUGAUUGUGAAUUUAAAAAUGCUGAACGUGGUUGGUUCCCUCAAGGGCUUAAUCCUCGCCUUGCUGUAAGUUGCAACAAUCAUUACUGUAACAUUAUAGUUGCAAUAAGACUUAAAUGUUUUCAGUAUCAUCCCCAACUGAAGAAUUUUCUGGCUACUACCCAGACUUUUGUGGCUAAAUUUCAGUGGUGUGAGAUGUACUUUUUAGUUACUGUACACCGUUCCCCUUUCAACAAAAACAUUGUCUUGCACUUGGAGGAAAGUAUCUUGUGAAUAUUGCUUUCUUUUUUCAAUCAUUAUGUCACCCUGCCAACUGAAAAAGUACUCCUGUAAGUUUGUUCUUUCAAAUAUUUAUUUUAUAUCCUUUCUUUAAUUGACCAGACCUCAAGUCAAGUCUCACACCUACCAGCAAUGGGAUUUCACAUGUAAGUGAGAGGAGACAGAAAAUGCUAAAAGGUUAUUAGCUACAUAUAUACAGGCAAAUAAAUUGGUCUGAUUGUUAAUAACGGAAAUUGACUGCAAUAACCAAAGGGUAAAAAUUUAAGAAUUUGUUCAUGCUUAGCAUGCAUAUAUGGAGUUUAAUAAAAGAUGCACAUGGGAAGUUUGGAGAGCACGAAAAAUGCGUAAGAGUAGCUCGAGGUGCAGCUGAGAGCAACUCUAGCUUUUUGAGUGCCCUCCAAACUUCCCAAGUGCAUCAAUAACUCAAUAUAUGCACAGCUAAAAGCAUGAGAAAAUUCUUUUAUAACAGAGCAACAACAAGGAUCUGCAUAAAGAAGCCUUUAUUGUGAUAGCUAGAGUGCAAAAUUCUCACAACACACACAAAAAAAAGUAAACAAACGUCCCUAUUGGCUGGUCAAAAACACGCCACAUUUUAUACUUUGGUUUGAGUGAGAACAUUUAAUCCAGUUAACCGAUAACUGUGGAUGAAAAGCUCAAGUUUGAGGGGAAAAUGGAGAAAAUCAAACCCAAAUGUCAUAAAGUGUCACUAACAAAUGCUCUCGUCAUCUUAUUUAUGCACAGGCAGCGUAAAUAAAGAUUUUGUUCAUAGCGGCUCAAUAGGAUUUAUAUAGGGCAAGCACGUGUACUAUGUUAUAAUAGUCUAGUUUUCCCCAAAGCAGAUGUAAAUUAAUUGACUGGUAGCUUUUACAUUUUUGCAGUAAGUAAAUUUUAAAGAUGCUGACCAUUUUCUUUUUUAAUCUUAUACGCUUUCUUAAAUUUCAGGAUGAGCACCUCUGAAAGAUUAAUACAUCAUCAAUCAGUGGGUCAACCUGUGGAAAAUUUACAUAACAGGAGACAGUUGGUAAAUUAAUAUAAUUCAUAGAUAUCAUCAUUGCUCCAAAUAGAAUCACCAACUUAUUGUGGUUGGGUAGUUGCAUGCCUCAUUGAGUCCCCCCCUCCUCCCCUCCAGGGCUAUGUUGAAUAGAGUCUGGUACUCUUGGACCCUUGCUAAUUACAAACAGAGACUAGACAAGGAGCGAAAUCUGAGAUUGGAGAAUUAAUAUUCAUGUAUUGGGGAAAUGCAAGAUGAAAAGGUUAAACAUUGCUUGCUCAAUUGUGCAUUUUGAAUCACGAGUUUUGAUACUUUGAUAUACUGUAGACAACAGAUGACAACACCAACAAGAAAGGCUAUCCAAUGGCACCUGGUGGAUCAACUGUUAUUGGCACUAGGUCAGUUCUGGUUUUUCAUACUGGAUUCACUUUUCAGAAAGACCCUAAAAAAUUGUAGCGAAGACAAAAGGAUCUUCUAAAAUACCUCCAUCUCUUGCAGUAAACCUUUCUUAUCUAUCAGAGAUUUUCAACAAUAGUUUAGUUCUGGUAAAGAUAUUUUCAUACUUUUUGCAGACUGCAAUAGUGGUGAAUUCCUUUAGGAUCUUGAAAGAAAUGGUAAAUCUCUCAUGAUCCUCAUUAAUGUACCCAAACUCUCGAAGUUUUCAUCUCCAGCCAAAACUAGGUUGUUAAAACUGUCAUCUUCAUCAUUAACUUUGUACAUGUCUUAUUUUUUAGUUAAGAACAGCACCAAAAGUUACUCAAAACUUACCAAAAUAUUGAAUGAAUUAUGAUUUAUAUAAAUGUUGCUCUGCUAUCUGGGUGAGAAGUUUCUAAAAUUGUAUAUCAUUCAGUCCCUGAGCUGUUUUUAUGCUCAGUAAUCUGCAUUGAUUUAUUUUUAUUGAUUUUACCUCUGUUUUCAGGUAUAGGAUGCCAUCAGUAGGAAAUGCUGUUUCUCCAACUAAAGAUGUAUCUGUGGCCUUAUCAUCAAAUCUGUCUGAACUUGCAUCCCCCCGUAAAAUACACAAAAGAGGUGUUAGUAAACCUAAAGAAUUAGAAAUACACUCACGAUCAUGCUCUUGUCGACGUCACACACAAGAGAGAGAUCAAAAGGCGACCCUUAAAUCAAGAUCUUUAGAUAGUUUGAGAAAAGAGGUAAGUUUUACAUGUAUGCUUAGACAUAAACAUUCUUGACUUUUAAUUCUGCUCUUCGGUUAUUAAUUUUUAUAAUUUUUUUAAGAAAUAUCUUUUUACAGUUAUUUAUAACUGAGUAAAGCUUUUAUCGCAGUGUUAACAGAUUGAUUUUGACAAGUGUUCCUGUUUUUGCUCAGCGAUUGAACAAAGUUGAAAGAAAGGAAGGUCUUAACAAUAAAAAAACAGUAAAACCAACCGACAGGCCUCCUCCAAAGAAGCAGCAAAUGCCCAAUGGUAUGAAAGUCAUGAGUAUACUUAUUUUGUAACAUCAUAUGCUGUACAGUAUGUGAAGGUAGAGUCUGAGACUACAAGCCAUGUGGCCUGUCUUGCGAGAUCAGUCCCUUGAACAUGAAGUGCACAGGAAUAUUGUUUUAUAGUUGAAUGUCCCAAUUAUUUGCUACCAGGCAAAUUCAAGAAGACCUUAAUGUGAAUAACUUGUUCACUGAUUGCAUCAUGAACUUUGUGAAAGGAAGUGUGACUGAAAUAUGAAAGUAUUGGACUCAAAAUUGGCUUAUUCCAGGUUAAAAAAACUGCUUCAAACAGUAUGUGGUCCUUGUAAUCUUUGGUUCCACCACUUGCCUGAGUUUCCUUCCACCAGUUGGAGAACUUGUUAAACAUUUUUCUUUAAAUGUGAAUUAUUUGUUUAAGGAUUCUUGAGUAAAGAGCUUGAAUACCAACUGGAGUAGCUUAGUGCAUUUCCGCAAUGAAAUAUGACGAUAACGUAAUCUAUAGUCCAUAGCAGGCUAUCCUGUCAGCAGUUGUUCAGGUUUUCCUAACAUGUCGUUUUUACCCAUUUGUAAUCCAGGGCCCAGUUGUUCAAAGCCAAUAAGUGCUACCCUUAGGUCAAAUUUCAAUGCAGGUUUCUUUAUUUCCUUUAAAAGCUUGUUCAGGGUGUUUUCUCUAUUCUCCUUGGAGCAUCCAAUCACAACAUUGUAGACAAAAAAAUUAUGCUGGAUUUUCUUUUAAAGCUUUUAGAUCUAAAAUCAAAUUUGCACUAAUCUUGGGUUAUCUUAACCCAUCUUUGAACAACCUGGUCCAGGGUGGAGAGAGGUAUUUUGUGUCAAGAACAUGUUGGUGUAUGGGAUAUGUUUUGUUGUUAAAUAUUUAGACUUUCAUUCAAUAAAACGAGCACUUUGAUUGGUUGAUUCGUUGUCAUGUGCCUCUGAUCAAAUUAAAAUGUAUCCCGACCGGGAUAUAAUUGCACUGUUGUUGCUGCAUGCAGAAUACAACAGCACAUGAUUGUUUAAGGGAAGGUCUAAAUAUAUAACAAAGCACUUAAUGUAUGGUCACAAGGGAAACUGGUUAGUUUUGUUUUCUUUCGAGUCCUGAUGUUUCCUGAGAUGAAGUUGAGGGAAACAUCAGGACUCCAGGGAAAACAAAAGUAACUGUUUCCCUCAGGACCAUAUAUUAGGUGUAUAUUUUUUGCCUCACUUGGUACUUGUUUUAUCUUCAGUAUUAGAUGUUCCACAGUCAAGGAGAAAGGUGAUGUAUUUUCUUCUUGUCUUCUUUUAAAUUGCUAAAACAUGUUUUAAUUCAUUGAGCAAAAAAGUUUCAGGUAGUUUAGAGGCUACAACAACAGCAGUAAGAAGUGAUACCUGAUUUAACCAUUUAAUUUCUUUAAACAAUGAUUGUAUCUCAAUGCAGUUUAGCUUGACAUCAAGGGCUCUUGUUUCCCUAAACCUGUCACUCCCUAAUCUCAUUAUUGUAGUAAUUCUCCUUACUGUCUGCCAUACAAUUCUUGUGAUGUUAGUUCUGAGAAUUUGAUAUUGGAUCCCCUCACUAGAUAUUGUAGCAGUGUUGUAUGGAGAAUUUCUGUCUUGGUCUUGGUCACUCAUGGAAGUUUAAGGCUUAACAAUUAUUUCUUUUCUUGUUUGUUUUAUUAGUAAUGAAACAUUCAAUUUUUUUUUGCUCUUUAUAGAGUAAAAGGGCAAAUGUACUUGCAUCAGACAGCUUCUUUAAUCUCCCUGACUACCAAAAACGAGUUAAGAAGUCUACAUCCAAACUGACUGGUCAGACAAACCUUAAAUCCCUAAUGAAAGUGAAGGAAGUCAACAGGACAGAACCAGUACCCAGAAUUGACAUUGCAACCGAAGAACACUUAGAGGAGUCGAUGAUUUAUGUCGAAAAUUUUGAUGAAGACCAUGGUAAUAAAAGUGAAAAAGAAGAUGUUGUUGAGCAGAUGGAUUUAGAAUAUUCAAAAGACGAGAGGUUUGUUACAAACCAAGGUCAAGGUUAAUAAUGGCAUUGUUUAUCAAGAAACUUGUUAUUUCUGAAUAGGAUGUGGGCUUUAAGGCCGUAAGAAUGAGUUUAUACCAGUGAUAUAAGAAAGACAGAAAACUUUAUAGCAGAAUUAAAGGGGGGGAUGUGAAUCAUUUUUCUUCUUGUUCUUGUGUGUGUUUGAUAUCCAGGAAAGUUUUCCAGUUCUUUUUAUUUUUUUUAUGAAUCGAGCUCAUCUUCAACUGGUUUAAGUUGUUCCCUUUUUGUGUUAUAGGGAGCUCAAAGAACAGUCCGGUAGAUUAGACGUCACAUCUGCGGCCUCCUUAACUGUGUGUGAGCCACAACGAUCAGUCACACCCAGGCUUUUAAAGGUUGGGAUAUGAUGGUGAUAGAACAGUUUUUAUUGCGUUUUUUUGAACCAAAAUUAAAGCUUUUAAAAUGGCUAAUCGGAGCUAAGGAAAAAAUCACCAGUCUGGGAGUCUGUGAGAAAUCAAACUGAGCACUGGUACGUAUUACCUUAACGUUAACACCUGAGAAAACGAGAUACCAAGUCGUGUUUGGAUUUAGUUGUACAUCGAUUGGCAGAGAAGGUGGUGUGAAUGUUUUUAACCAAUACUGAGUGGUGUUAGAAAACUAAUGUACCGAUUAACCGGUUUGCUUGCGUUUGGCUUUACUUCAUUCUGUAGUUGGUCACAAUUUUCCGCUUCUUUCUCGACCAAUCAGAUGUCAGACCUUGUGAUAUUUUCCUUUGUUUUGAUUGGCCGUUGUGAACACAUUCAUUUGGCUCUUGUUUGACCGAAAAACACUUCUGAGUAUGAUCCAUGUUUCUGACACCCUAUGAAGCGCUCAUACAAAAAAUUGUUUUUCAUCAAUAUUGAGAACAUUUCCUUUUAAAUUUAAAUGCACAAUUCGACUAGGGUGUAAGAACAAUUCAGUUUUGCUUUCAGAGAAGUCACGCCCUCCAUCUCGCGUGGCCCAUCUUACGUGUGUUACAGGGUUAGUUGCGUUGCCGAGCGGCUGGUACGCAUCACUUAAACCAGUUGAGCGUGAACGGUAUUAGGUCUUGUUAUUUUUAAAGUUGUUUGCUUAUUUUUAUUUAACCCGUCCUACUAAAUGCCGCAGGUUUCGUCAGAUCAACAAAAGGAUCUUUCCACCUUAUCUGCAAUUUUCAAAAAGUUGGACACUGAUUGUGAUGGGUUAGUGAUUUUUAAAUGCGUUCAUGGUAUGACGUAAGGGGUGAAAGGACUGCUGUGAUCCUUUCUGCUCUAUGUAUCGGUUUCAUGUAGUUUUGAUCUUUCUGGGGGGGUGGAGGGUGCAGUGGCGAUGAGUACAAUUGACAGUUAGAUACGUCUAGUGACGAUCAAACGCGACGUUCAGUGAAGGUGAAGUGCACUUAGAGGGGGAUGUUUUGUGAUGGAUGGGGCUGAAUUAUGACUGACAUGCAAGACAGUUGGGAUGUCAGAUGUAGUGACGUAUUAUAGACUAGUGAUGGCUGGCGUGGCAUGAGUACGUCAAAGGUUGAAAGGGAAAUAUCUCUUUUUAUUAUUUUUUUUCGUUUUAAUAUCUACAGUUAAUGGCUUAUCAAUCAGGUUGGCUCUUUUUACCUGACUUUUUUAACGGAUUUUUGUUAUUAGACACUUAUCUUUUGCUGAACUGAAGAAAAGCCUUCCACCGCAUGUAACAAGAAAACAAGUCAGCUACCUGAAAAAGGUAAACAUCGGCUAUGUAUUUGGUAAAUAGCCUUACCCCCCCGAGAGAUUAUCGGUGGAAAUGUUUUUAUCUCUGGUUUCUGUUGUCGUUAUUGUUGCUUGAAAUCCUGUCUAUAUUCCAGAUUUAUGACAUAGCUUGUGAGAGUACUUACUUUGGUUUGGAGGAGUUCACAGCCACUCAUCAGAUGUGCGAUCUUUUAGCCAAAUCAAGGUGAAGUCAACUUUACUCUUACUGAUGAAAAGGUUUCGAUACGAGUGCACUCACAUUGGCAAGCUAUUCUUGACAACUUCUCGCGGCUUCAACAAUUUACCUUGAUACCGUGUGUCAAAUUGCUUUCCUUUUUUUGUCCCUCAGUUCUGCUGUCUCAAAUGCACUCAACAGCCUGGAUUAUUCCUCAGUGGACUUCUGGCUUAGCACUUUCAUGGUAAAGAAUGAAACUGUCUGAAUUAUUGAAAAGCUUAACGUUUUAUCUCGCAUGAUGGUAGCUCAUAUUCCUCGCUCGCUUGUUUCUAAGAGUAAAUGAGUGAACGUUACUGGAUAUCAAUACAUGUACAUUUUAUGCAUCAAUAAAAGACCUGUGUAAUUUAUAGGACGACUUUAUCAGCUUGUUAAUAGAUUAACUUAAAUCCUCCGACCGUGAUUCCAAGAGCGAUUCCUGCCAUUCGUGAGGAAGGAAACUACAUAAGCCAUGCAAGGUGUUGAAGAUUUUUGAAAAUGGCCGGCAUUCAGCCUACCUUAUGUUCAGUUUCUAUGCUAGAGAGACACGUUCUUUGACUUAUUUUAGCUCCUUUGCAGCCGUUUAGUCCCGCCACAAAACACGCUCUCUCCGUCACGUGACAAGGGCUUUUUUUUCAGUACUCGAUGAAAACAGAUUGAAGUUGUGAAAAGCACGAACCGUGUCACUAAACAUAAACCAGACAUAAGAUAUUUCCCUUUUUUCCAGGAAUCUUUCUGCAAAGUUGACAAAAAGCAGAGUGGAACCAUAGAUAUGCAGUCUUUUGAGGUAAUUAUCUUGUGACCUACAAAAAACCGAGACUAAAUUUGCGAAAGUUGUUCUUGUUCAUCUUACGCCACGUAAUGUUUUUUUUAUAGAACAUGCUGGCCUCUCUUAUCAACGUUCAUCCGGACUCCUUUAUUCUGCAGAGGAUUCUUAGUACUGUAAAUAAGGUAAGCUCUGUUCUUUUUGUUAUUCUGCCAAAGUAUCAGCAACCUGAGUGUUUUAUUAAGUCAGAUACACAGAAAGCUUUGUUGUUCAUGGCUAAUCGUCGUACAUGUAUUUACAGCCUGAAUCGGUUCAUUUUUGUGAUUCGAAGCCUUGUAACCACCUACUCUAUUUCGCUCUCGAGUGAGUUUCAGUGGAAUCGUAUUUGAUAAAUUUAUUCAAAUCUACCACCUUAUCGGGCAAUAGAAAGUGAAGAAAUACUAUCAACAGGAAUAGUAAGCAUUAUUUAACAACAACAACAACAAAAACUACGGGGAAUAAACGCCGAAAAGGGAAGACGCGAACGGAACACUAGAACCCAUGCGAGGCGCCCACCCUUGUUCCAGGCAGCUAUUUUGUGGGGACAAGCAAUAAAUGAGGGCGAGCCAGAAAAACGUUCAUGCCAACCUUUGUUCUGAUUGCUCGCUGGAAUUAGUUUGGUUUUGAUUUUUCGGCUAUCAGUUGAAACUGUCCUGUAUCAAGUAGGCUACUCACAUGAUUUUUCUGUUCUUCGUCUCUAUGUUCAGACCAAACAUGAUACCAUUAGUGGCGUGGAAUUACUGACAUACAUUCCGUACUUUAUGACUGCCGCACCAAAAGACACCUAGUUCAACGCGGAUGAAUGCAAAUGCAGUUAUACUACUGAAAGGGAGACUAUGUCACAGUGCAUCGAUUCAUUUAUGGUAUCGUGCGCUUUUCACUAUUUAUCGUUGUGAUUGGCAUAUGAAUGUCAUCUGCUGGGAUGUGCAAAUUUCUCGUCAAAUCUGUAUGGUAUGUGGGCGUGGCUCAAAAGACUAUCAGCUGUCAUACAGGUCAUCAACUUGGAAAACCCAACCUUGAUGAGGGACAAAGAAUCAAGAUGGUAUAAUAACCCUUUUACGCGGUGAAAAUAGAGAUUUGAAAUGGAUUCAGACUUCUCAGAAACGAUCGUGAUGAGUCGUAGUUCCAGGGUUACCCACAUAAUAGUUUUUUUUUUUUUCAUGUAUAAGAUUAUAGUGCUACAAUGGAAAUUAAAGGAUAUCACGCACAAUUAUUUUAUUACUGUACAG
Molecule: messenger RNA, 11159 nt
Organism: Pocillopora meandrina
Lineage: Eukaryota; Metazoa; Cnidaria; Anthozoa; Scleractinia; Pocilloporidae
Source: the annotation of a GenBank genome assembly